AUGGCCUCUUUUAAACCCGCUCCUGUACACAUCCAUGCUCAUCUGGCUAUCGAGGACCCCUCGAAGUGUGGCAGGCUUCCAGACGACGUCCUCUGCGCUAUCUUCAACGUGUGCGCCAGUUUAGACCCGCCAUACAGAGAAGAAACCGACAACGAAGGAGAGGUGCGAUAUAGCUUGGGUUGGAUCUCAAUCGGACACGCAUGCAGGCGCUGGCGAACCAUUCUUCUGAGUUUAUCCCCGCUGUGGGCGAGCAUCAUCUGCACAUUCCCGAACGCGGCACCCGAGAUAGUCUCUCGUGCGCGCGAUGCGCCGCUUUCAUUCACCAAUCCAUACAUGCGGGGUGGCUUCGUUCAGGACAGCCUGGUCCAACUUGCCCUAUCGCACAUAUCCCGAGUCCGCCGCCUUCGACUCGGCGCCAACUCGCGCGUCGACGCCAAGUAUCGCUACGCGAUAAACGAGGCCCUUACCAGCCGACCGCUUCCUCUGCUCGAGGAGUUUGACGUUCAUGUCUACCAUCGACCUGGGCGUAGCGCCGAUGUGUAUAACCGGUCGUCGACGGGACAGUUUGACCCCGCCCUCCGGCUAGAAGCCCCCUCCCUACGAUCGUUCACCCACUGCGAUUUGUUCACUUUCACUUGUCCGAUGCUCACCUCGCUGAGCACGACGUUAUGGGGCAUAGACGCCGAGUCGUAUACUCGUCAUCUGAUGGAUAUGUUGCGCGGGUUUCCGCUUUUGCGGACUUUGAGCAUAGGCCUGCGUUACGGCGACGUGCGCACGCCUGGUGCCGACCGCGGCCGCGGGGGAAUUCUGACAACGAAUAUACCGCUCUCUAUUAGUCCAUGGACAACCUGCAUGAGGCAGCCUGUGACGCUAGAUCACUUGCGCGAUGCCCACGUUUCCGGUACACCGCGCGCAGACGUCUUCGGGUUCUGGUCCUGCUUGCGGACGCCCGCAGACACCAACAUCGAACUUGUCGGGCUCGAUCUGGCUGAAGUCAUCGAACCCGCUUGUCAUGUACUCGAGCACCAGCUACACGACGCAGCCCUCGACACGCUAGUCGUGCGAUGUCCGGGCGAACUGACCGUCGGCGUUGUACUGCGUCGCUCUCGUGAACGCAGGAGAACAGCAGGGAGACAUGAGAUCGGUCUGCACACUGGCGUGUGCCGCACGGAGUACAAAGAGAUGCCGGGCAUCAUGCGGACUCUUGUAUCUGCGCUUAGAGCUGAUUGUAUACGCCAUUUGAACCUGCUCAGCUUAGAGAAUGACGGGUACUACGAUGACGAGGAGAUGCGACGCGCGCUCGAGCCGCUCACGGCUGUCAGCGUCGUCUCCAUUCACGCUUCAAAGGGCGUAGGCGGCAUCUUGCGCAUGUUGAGGCCUCGAGAAGAUGGUGGGGCGGUACCGUUCGCACGGCUCGAUACGCUCGUCGUGCACAUGCGCAAGAUACCCGGCGAGUACGAGACGUGGCACACAGAGUGCUGGUCGGCCCUGACAUCGGUCCUGCACCAGCGCCAUCGCGUACACGUUCCCGUGCGCGAGGUCCGUAUCACGGGCGGGUGGUCAACAGAGAGCAUGCGCUCGGACCUGGCAGGCGUCGAAUCGCCGUAUCUUGACGAUGUGCGGGACGUGGUGACGGUGGUGCGUGAUAAGCGCAUUAUCAAGGGUAUUGCGGAAGAAGGAUGCAUGUACUACUAUACUGACUUGGAAGUAGAGACGGAUGAGGAGGGAUGA
Messenger RNA from Peniophora sp. CBMAI 1063, 1731 nucleotides. The record is from the annotation of a GenBank genome assembly. NCBI's taxonomy places the organism in Eukaryota, Fungi, Basidiomycota, Agaricomycetes, Russulales, Peniophoraceae.